GGGGGACACAGACCCGCCUCCUUCCUGCCGGCGCAGCGAGGCAGGCGUGGUGGCACACCUGCUGGCACCGCCAUGUGCUGCCAGCCUCGCCGAGGGGCCGGGGAUGUGCCACCUGCGAGUGCUGUGGUGAGCCUGGGGGCUGCUUGCAGCUCCGUGUGUGUGCCCCCCCCCGGGCUCUGCAGGCACCCGCGGGGAGCAGAGCAGCCCAAGGAGGAGUGCUGGCAGGCUGCAGUCUUUGUGCUCUGCCCCGUGCUGGUGCUGAGGGAGGCCCUGCGGAGCCUUUGGGGUGGCUGCUGUCACCGUCAGGAUGGGGCUGUUGCCAGGCUGUGGCAGUGGGGUCAGCCCUGCGAGGGGACACGGCUGGGAUGAGCCCCCCGGGCGGGCCGUGCUGGUGGCAGGUGAGCUGGGAAGGGGGGCUGGCUCCCCUCGGGGACAUCCGGCCCUGACCUGCUGCAGCGAGGGCUGUGACGCCAGGAGCGCAGCCGAGCCUCAUAUUUGGGCACAGAGCAGAUUAUUGGAGGCGAGGGGAGAUAACCCACCUGAUAAGGGCUCUGAAGGUGCCGCCUCCGCUGGCUCCCGCCUGCAGUGCUGCUGAUAGACAUCCCCCCGCCCGCCCCGGGGGGCCUGGGACAGCAGGAUGGUGCCUGUGAGGGAGCUGGGGCUGCUGCUGUGCCUGCAGCUCUGUGGGGGCACCGAGGAGCUGCGGCUGGUCGGCGGCGGCGGGCGCUGCGCCGGGAGGGUGGAGGUGAAGCACGAGGGCCAGUGGGGCUCGGUCUGCAAGAAUGACGUGCUCCCGGAUACCGGUUGGGCUACCCUGGUGUGCAUGAAGCUGGGCUGUGGCCCGGUGGCCAGAACAUCUGUCUAUGCCCCGUUUGGACAAGGCACCGGCAGGAUUUGGCUCCAUCUUAAGUACUGCCUUGGCAAGGAAGAGGCUCUGCAGGAGUGUCCACAUUAUGGAUGGGGAGAACAUUUCUGUGGCCAUGACCGGGACAUAGGGGUGACCUGCGCAGAGGCGGUGGAGCUGCGGCUGGCGGCGGGCAGGGGUCCCUGCGACGGGAGGGUGGAGGUGAAGCUGCAGGGACGCUGGGGCUCGGUGGGAGACAAGCCAUGGACCAUGGAGGAUGCUGAGGUGGUUUGCAAGCAGCUUGGCUGUGGCUCGGCUGUUGGUGCCCACCCUGCCAGGAACACCUAUGGAGAAGGGGACGGCCCCAUCAGCCUGGCUGCGGUCGAAUGCCGGGGGGAUGAAGCUGCUCUCUGGGACUGUGAGGUCCGCGGCUGGGGACCCUACAAAGGCCCACAUGACUAUGACACUUCUGUUGUGUGCCAAGGGUUUAGCCGGCUGGUUGGUGGGGACGGUGCCUGUGCCGGGAGGCUGGAGGUGUGGCAGGGCCAAAGCUGGGCCAGCGUCUGCCAGGACGAGGUGGACAUGGAGGCUGCCCGGGUGGUUUGCCAGGAGCUGGGCUGCGGCGCGGCACUUGCUGUCCCGCUGUGGUCUGAGGAGGGAGCGGGGCCGCUGUGGCAGGGGGGCUUCAACUGCAGCGGCCACGAGUCCCUCCUGUCCAGCUGCGCCCGGGGCCCGCCCCGCAGCCAGGGCUGCGCUGGCCACGCCGGCAUCGUCUGCUCCCCCUACACAGGUUUUCGUCUGGCGAACGGCAGCUCGGGCUGCGCCGGGCGGGUGGAGGUGGAGGCGGGGGGGACGUGGGGGUCCCUGUGUGCCAGCGGCUGGGACCUGCGUGACGCCCACGUGCUGUGCCAGCACCUGGGCUGCGGCCCCGCCAGCGCCGUGCCCCCAGCGGGCUCCUUCGGUGGCGGGAACGGGACAGUGUGGAGGGACACGUUCCGCUGCCAGGGGAACGAGCGGCACCCGGGCGAGUGCCUGACGGCGGCGCUGGGGGAGCCCGCCUGCCCCCCCGGCCACGCUGCCGCUGUCAGCUGCUCCGCGCUGGAGGGUGUUGAGAAGCCCCUGCGGCUGGUGGAGGGGCAGAGCCGGUGCGACGGGCGGCUGGAGGCGGCCACGGGCUCGGGGGCUUGGGCCCGAGUGGCGGAGGGGCCGCGGGAUGCGGGCCCGGUGUGCCAGCAGCUGGGCUGUGGCGAGCUGGAGAAGGUCCAGGCCGUGGCGGGCUCGGGCAGCGCGGCGCUGCGCUGUGGCAGCAGCCGGGACAGCCCGGCCCUGUGCAACGUGUCGGCGAGCCAGGAGGUGGCUGUGGUCUGCUCGGGUGAGUGUCCCGGGCAGGGACAGGGCUGCUGGCCCCCCGAGUGGCCUCUGCAGCCGGGUGCCCUGGGUGUCCCACAGGCAGCCGGCGGCUGAGGCUGGCGGGCGGCCCCGGGCGCUGCGCCGGGCGGCUGGAGGUCUAUGUCAACGGCAGCUGGGCCGGCGUCUGCCAGGACGGCUGGGAGC
Apus apus (common swift) is the source of this 2398-nucleotide messenger RNA. Its product is annotated as scavenger receptor cysteine-rich type 1 protein M130-like. The coding region runs from base 638 to 2308 and encodes 556 amino acids. Lineage: Eukaryota; Metazoa; Chordata; Aves; Apodiformes; Apodidae. The transcript is spliced from 6 exons. Gene Ontology annotation, cellular component: membrane. The record is from RefSeq and is a predicted model, not a curated record.